AUGGCUGAUAACAUUCCUAUAGGGUUUCAUUUUAGACCUAGUGAGGAAGAACUGAUCUUCCUACUUUGGCUGAAGGUUGCAAACCAGCUUGAUGAAACGGACCAUGUCAAGGAAAACAUACUUUACGGUGAAAGUGCAGAACCCUGGGAUGUUUUGGGGGAUGAUGAUGUUUGUUGGCAAUUCUAUGAUGACAGUGGAAAAGGGGCUAGUACAAAAAGAAUGGUCUGUGUCUUUACCAAGUUGAAGAAAUUGAGUUCCAAGAAAACUGCAAGAACGACUAGUUUGGGGAUGUGGGACGAAGAAACAAAGUCAUACCUAGUUGAGGAUAUGAUUACUGGCGAGAAAAUUGGUUCGAGGAGGAUGCUAAGUUAUGUUUUGAAUUCAGGUUCAAAACGGGUGAAAGUUGGCUGGAUAAUGCAUGAGUAUUUGGUCGAUGGUGCGUCAUUGAAUGGGUUAAACAACAGUCAUAAUACUGAUUAUGUUCCUUGCAGAACAAUAAAGGAUGAUUCUAAGUAUACCAAAGUCAAAGAAUCUAGAAAGAAAGGAAAGAUUGCGAAAGAAAAAGAGGUUGGAAAUCGUGUACGCUGUGAAGUUGUCUUGGGCAAGAAAGUUCACAAGUGA
Messenger RNA from Coffea arabica (coffee), 621 nucleotides. RefSeq names its product NAC domain-containing protein 66-like. Lineage: Eukaryota; Viridiplantae; Streptophyta; Magnoliopsida; Gentianales; Rubiaceae. Gene Ontology annotation, biological process: regulation of DNA-templated transcription. The record is from RefSeq and is a predicted model, not a curated record. Gene Ontology annotation, molecular function: DNA binding.